AAGGCACAUAAUUUUUUAGUUACCGUUUGUAAAUUCCAGACGAAUUUUGAGCUCUGCAAACAGACAGCAGCAGAGUGCGAAAAAAGAAAUGCUGUCUACUAGGUGUUGAUUAAAAUCAAAGGGUUAACUUUAAUAUAGCUCUCGUGGUAGCGGAGUUCGCUUGUUCCAAGGGCUCGGACUGCGCUCAUUUUUUCAUUCGUCCGCCCACGUAUUUACCUCGGCCCUCCCUAGCGACUGAAAACAUGGACCAAGCUAUAGCGGACUGAAUUUGAGCCUGCUUAGUCAAACCACAAUGUUAACGCCAUUCAGUACGCGAAAUUUUAAAAUGGAUUUAACAGCUUAUUUUCUCCUUACACAAAGGUGAUGUUUCUUAACUUUAUCACAAAACCAUAUAAAACAAACUUCUAACGCACUUUGUUUCGUGAUAAAUAAUUUGUAAGCCGUCGUACAUUGCGUCGGGAAAAGAGGAAACGGAGCGAAAUGUCAGCGAGCCUCAAGAGAGUUCAGAAAACGGUCUGCAGAUGGCGCGCGCUUUGACUGGUUGAAAGUAAAACCGUACGCGUUUCUGUCUAAUUAGACUACAAACCCGAGCUUACUAAAAUCGAUAGAAACCAGGAACAAAUAGUGAAAUAGUUUGGACAUAACCAAGAAGCAAACAGAACAUCCAUAAAUGAAUCUAUUGAAGGUAUGUGAUUUACGUUUUCAACAAUGAUAAACGAAAAAACUGUGCGCGCGCUCACGUGAUUGACUUUCGAUCGAUAGAUUGGGGCUGCAACUGCGCAGCCAAUCAAAUUUUCAGUUUUCUCCACAAUCGGCCAAUAGCCUGUCAAAACACAGAAAUCAAAAACAAAAAAAUAUCAGUUUUUUAGCGAUAUAAAACCUUGUAAAACUGAAGUUUAGAUAACGCGCUUCAUUGCUUACGUUUGUUUCGGAUUUACUUUGACAAUUUAUAUCAAACGGAGCAUAUUAAACGGAGUUCGGCGAAUCGUUUGACAAUUAGUAAUAAACUAAAACACAUUUUUACGGCUGUUGGGUGAAGUUCCAUUUUAAUUAUUUGGUUCGAAUGUUCUUAAACGUUGCGCGUGCUUUUCGUCAUAAAAAGGAGUUUAAUAACGUCAUGAACGUAACCAAGACAACUGAAACAGUUCGCUUUUCUCAAGAGACUUUGAUAAGAGCUUAGUGCUUCGGACGUACAGGAGAAAGACAAAGAAUUUUCAGUUUUACAACAUGUGUGGGUCUUUGCUAUCAAAAUUCGCUGGACGCGGGAAUCAAGUCGCGCCAGCGGAUGAGUCAGCUUUCAGAAAACCCAAACGAGUUCAGGGAAAAACAAAACUUGCGGAGGAGACAACAUCAAUCCGCGAGUCCAGUCCGGUGGAUAAAUUAUCAAUCUGCGAGUCCAGUCCUGUGGAUAAAUUAUCACGCAGCGACUUGGGAGUUAAGGAAAAACCAAAUGCGGCAUCGGUAAGAAACUCAAAAGAAGCAUUUGAGGCGGAAAGCUCCGCAAACAGUGAAGCGAAGGGAAUUCAAGAAUCGUCACCCGGUAAUGAAAAAGAUGCCGAGGCAAGAGCCAUGGACAGUGCGGCAGCCAUUCUGUCAGCACAGAGAGCCAUAGGUUCAAGUGACAAGAAGAUACGCGCAAUGCAGAGCGCUAAAGAAAUUUUGGAAGCUCAGAUUGACAGCGGGCCUUCAAGUUCCACCACCAUCGCUUCCCAGCCUGUGAGUUCCACGCGAUCAGUACUCAUGGGUGCAACCUCAAACGCCAUUGCUUUUGAAGUCCUUGUUGGGCAGAGGCCAACAGCCCGCCCUUUAAGCAGGGUUCCACGGCGCCUAAGCAAGUUGGAGAGCCAGCCAAGAGCGUCAACAAAACAAGUGAAUGCUAAACUUCUGGCUGCAGAAGAACGCAAACUCAGAGAGCUGGAAAACAUCCGAGCCCGCGCAUCCAGCAGGGCAGGAGGUAACAGACCACACCCAGCAGAGGCUGCUUCCAAAGCUACUGCCCAGAAAAUUGCUUCCAAGCAAGCUGUCGCCGAGAGAAACAGGAAUGACAUGAUCGCUUCAAAGAAGCAAUCCGGAAAUAAAUCUUCAAGAAAACGGAACAAGAUUGCUGCUUCCCAGGCUUCCGCCAAGGAAGAGCUGCAGUCCGCCAUUGAACAGAAAAUGGAGAAGGCUGCGCAAAGGAAGGCGGCGAAAAAACAACAACGACAAAAUCAGAAAAACCUGAGAGCAGAGCGCACGAGGAGAGUCAGAGAAAACGUAAGUCGCUAUUUUCUAGACGUUUGACAAGCCAUUCUUUAAGCUAACUUUCGCGCCUUUUCUUGAAUUUGCCAGAUUGAACGCAUGUUAAGAGAGGAGGAGAAGGAAGUACUUGAAGAUCUUCGGGAACUGGAAGCAGAUCAAGCUUACUGUGCCUCUGACAGCGACGAGUCGUGGGGAGAUAAAGAUGACACCGUCGUCUACGAGUGGGAGGACUUCUUCCAAGACUAAUUAGUCCAUUAGGACUAAUGCCCUGUCAAUAACUGACAGUGGCUCUGAACGUGAAAGCGAGCAUAACGUCACGGAGAAUUUACGAUACAAAAACUGAAAAAAGAGGAUUCCAAAUCACGUACUUGUCUCAAAAUUCUAAAUGCUAAUUCUGAACUUGGUAAUUCAUCAACUGUGAACUGAUUAACAGAGAGAAAACACGACGAGGAGUCGUGAUUCCAGAGAACGGAUGUUACCACCUUCCAGUCCAGCUGUCUCUCAUCAAUGCUUAAAUCACUUUACACUGAAGUUAAUCUGUACUCUUUAAUAACACUUGAUUGAACUACUGUAGCAACAUUUUCAUCCCCCCUCCCCCUCUCUGUAAUGCGUCCCCUCCCUUUCCCCUCCACGUACAUUUGUGACGUGUGUUAGUGUUACAGUAGUACAAUUAGUUUCCUCUCGCUAUCCUGGCCUAAUAAUGUUUGCUUGUUGAGACAUAACGUGAAGCGUUGUUAAAUAAACAAACAAUGUGUGAGCCUCAAUUUGUGUGGUUUUAUUGUGCUUAACCAAUCGUGCGGUUUCUUUGUCUGUGAUUUUCAAAUUGACCAUUUCCCAACUUGAAUUAUAAUGUAAGGAAUGACUCUUAUUUUAGGGGAAAAUGGAAAUGAUUUUCGGGCUAGUAAAUCCUAGGUAGAGCUUACUCAAAGGGCAAUGUCGAAAAUUUGUUUUCUUUGCACCCUGUGAACUAUUUUUGUUGUUGGAUAUCCAUUACCACUAAGACCCUUGUCAUUUCACCAAGAUGAGUUUUCCUCCUCUUUCACACACUUUUUCUUCAAUCUCUGACGACAGGUAGUUAAUUAUGACGCUGUUUAAAUUAAGAUCUCUAUUCAGCAGAAAGAAAUCGUGUUUACAAAAGUAAUUAAAGCUCACUCACAAGAAAAACAAUUGAUACAAGCUCUUGGAAUAGCACUUAGAAAGAAAAAGAAAAAAAUCUGCGUUCACAGCUGU
This is a messenger RNA of Orbicella faveolata, 3468 nucleotides long. RefSeq lists its product as uncharacterized. Lineage: Eukaryota; Metazoa; Cnidaria; Anthozoa; Scleractinia; Merulinidae. The record is from RefSeq and is a predicted model, not a curated record.